AUGAACGAUAAUCACCAUCGACCUAGACCCGUAUUAUAUCCGAUAAAAUCUUUACCAUCUUCUGGUACAAACUUAUCGUCAUCUCAUCGUUCAUCAUACGAAAAUAUAUUAUCUCAUCGACCAUCUCCACCUAUAGCUAUUCAAUGGAUGAGCCCACCUGACAAUAUAAGAUCCUCGUCUGCGGCUCGUUUUAACAUUUUACAUCAGCAACCGUCACCUUAUGUACCGUAUGCAUCAAAUAUUUAUGGAGUCUAUCGACGAGAACAACAACCACCAAAAAUAAGUAAUAAUAAUAAUUCGAAACCACGACGUUAUAACGAUCGUACAACGUUAGAAUAUGCCGAUUUUCAGGAUACACGAAUUGGCUUUUAUGAUGAUGAUGACGAUGAAGAUGAGGAAGAAUUUUAUGAAAUGUUUGAUUACAAUUUUAGUGUAAGUUUAAAGAAUGCAUAA
Molecule: messenger RNA, 453 nt
Organism: Didymodactylos carnosus
Lineage: Eukaryota; Metazoa; Rotifera; Eurotatoria; Philodinida; Philodinidae
Source: the annotation of a GenBank genome assembly